Messenger RNA from Gaeumannomyces tritici R3-111a-1, 411 nucleotides. RefSeq lists its product as hypothetical. The record is from RefSeq and is a predicted model, not a curated record. The coding region runs from base 1 to 411 and encodes 136 amino acids. Lineage: Eukaryota; Fungi; Ascomycota; Sordariomycetes; Magnaporthales; Magnaporthaceae. The transcript is spliced from 2 exons.
AUGGUGCAAGUCUACAAUGGCCUGCUCAUCCCCUCGGUAAACGAACCUUUGCCGGGGCGCUGGGAUGCCAGGCUCAAGUUCGAGGGCUAUGAUGUCGAGCACUGGGUGUUCGGGUCACAGCAUUUGGGGGAGCAUAAGCAGCAGUUCGCUAUAGGUUCGGAAAGGGGCGACGAAAGCCUGCCAGAAAGUCCUAUGUUCGAGCUUGAUAUUACGGGCGAGGUUGUACCUAUGGGAAAAAACCUUAGCCACGACCUGAGAGAUUUUCUUCAUUAUUCUUUUUUUAAUUUCUACUUGGGCUAUGUUCAUUGUAGUGUUUUCACUCCUAUUGAGAUUUUCGUUAAAUCUAUAAGCGAUAUAACUUGGGUAUUAGGGACUGUCAAUGCCCUGCUAAGCACCAAGUUUGCGCCGUGA